Molecule: messenger RNA, 1434 nt
Organism: Ophidiomyces ophidiicola
Lineage: Eukaryota; Fungi; Ascomycota; Eurotiomycetes; Onygenales; Onygenaceae
Gene: FPR3
Product: peptidylprolyl isomerase fpr3
Exons: 4
Coding region: 1-1434 (477 amino acids)
Cellular component (GO): nucleolus; chromatin
Molecular function (GO): macrolide binding; peptidyl-prolyl cis-trans isomerase activity
Source: RefSeq, a predicted model, not a curated record
AUGUCCGGAAUUCAGCCUGUGGCCCUCUAUGCGGCCAAGGUCCCGCCUGGCGGUAUCCUCAUCCCUGCAGCGCCAAAUGCCUCUGCAAUGCUGCGCAUUACUAUGGCUGCUAUUGAUCCAGAUGCUUUGCCGGAGUUUGAAGACCACGAAAGUUCUAAUAAGGUCCCAAGAGCAACCUUGAAAAUCGUUCGACCUCCUCCGGGUUUAGACCUAGAUGAUGAUGACGACGGGGAUGAGGAUGAUGACUCCGACGCCGAGGAAGACGAGGAAUCUAAUGAUGAAGUAAAUGGUGGACCAAGUGACCCUGCUAAAGCUAAGAUGGCUAAGACGGCUGCUUUACUUAAGAAUUUGGAAAAUUUCAGUGACGACGAAGAUCAUUCCGACGACAGUGAAGACAUUCAAAUCAAGGCUGCUCUUUCAAGGAUUAUGAAAGGAAAAUCCAAAGCCAUGGAUGACGAUGCCAGCGAGGACUCUGAUAGCUUGGAAUUGGAAGAGGUAGUUGUGUGUACUCUGGACCCGGAACAGAUGUGCCAGCAGGCGCUUGAUUUUGUUGUUGCCGAGGAUGAACGUAUUUUUUUCAAAGUGACUGGCACUCAUACCGUCUAUCUUACCGGAAAUUAUGUCACUCCACUAGAUGAGAAUGAACCUGACGAGGAUGACGAUGAUUAUGAUCUAUCACCCGAUGAGGAUGAACUUGGUCUCAUGGAGGAAGAUGACGAGAGUGAUGAACUUGAUGACAUGGAAGAUCCUCGCAUUAUGGAAAUCGACACAGACGAGGAGCAAGCUCUCUCGAAAAAGACUGGCAAGGGUAAGAACAAGCGCGCCGCUGAGGAUUCGGAUGAAAAUCUUGAUGAUAUGAUGUCAAAGGCGAUGAAACCAGAUACAAAUGGAGAGCAAAAACUCAGCAAAAAGCAACAGAAGAAACUCAAGAAAAAUAAUGGCGACGCGGCUGAAGUGACACAGAAAGCUCCCGAGGCUAAGCAGGCAGCAGCAAAGACAGAUAAGAAGGUGCAAUUCGCGAAGAACCUGGAGCAAGGCCCGACUAAUUCUACUCAGAAAAAGAAUGGACCAAACGCGACAGAUGGCACCACCGGCACCCUGGGUGUCAAGGAAGUUCAGGGUGUAAAAAUCGAGGACAAGCGUCUGGGAAAAGGCGCCGCCGCUAAGAAAGGCGACAGAGUACAGAUGCGAUACAUCGGGAAGCUUGAGAACGGAAACGUCUUUGACUCGAACAAAAGCGGAAAGCCAUUUUCAUUCAAGCUUGGCUCGGGCGAAGUGAUCAAGGGAUGGGAUAUUGGUGUGGCUGGAAUGGCUGCUGGUGCUGAGCGAAGGAUGACUAUCCCGCCACAUCUAGCGUACGGGAAGAAGGCGUUACCCGGAAUCCCGGCCAAUUCCAAACUCAUUUUUGACGUGAAGCUGCUCGGCAUCAAAUAG